This is a messenger RNA of Octopus bimaculoides (California two-spot octopus), 1520 nucleotides long. Its product is annotated as serpin B11. Gene Ontology annotation, molecular function: serine-type endopeptidase inhibitor activity. Lineage: Eukaryota; Metazoa; Mollusca; Cephalopoda; Octopoda; Octopodidae. The record is from RefSeq and is a predicted model, not a curated record.
CUAUAUAUAAUAUGGACUCAGCAAAGAAACAAGACAUCAGUGACCUUGCUGCUUCAGUUGAUUAUUUUACAAACAGUCUUUAUGAAGCUGUAGCUGCAGGAACCAAUGAAAACGUUUUCAUAUCACCAUUCAGUGUUGCUACUGUUUUAGCAAUGGUUUAUUUUGGAGCAAGACAAAACUCUGCCACACAGUUGGAAAAUGUUUUGAACAUAACUUCAACUCCAGAUUCUGUAGCUUUGGCUUUCAAAGAAUAUUUUUCACUUCUGAAAAACUCGGAUAAACUUAUCACAUUCAAUUCAGUGAAUUGUUUGUAUGCUAAUGAAAAAUACCACAUUUCAGAAGACUACAAGAACAUUAUUAUAAAAUAUUUUUUUUCAGAUAUUGAAAAUGUAGAUUUUAUAAAAAAUGCAGAAAAAACAAGAAUUACUGUUAAUGAUUGGGUUAAGAAUAAAACAAAUGAUAAAAUUACUGAUUUGUUACCAAGUGGAAGUUUGACACCUCGGACGGUACUACUUCUUAUUAAUGCUGUGUACUUUAAAGGAAUAUGGGCUGACAAAUUCCCAGAACAAGAAACAUAUUCUAAACAGUUUUAUUUAAGUCCAGACAAGACUGUAUCGCAUGAUUUUAUGUAUAUAUCUGAAUAUUUUAGUACAAAAGUAAGCAAGAACUAUAAAGUUGUCGAGUUACCUUAUACAGGAAAAUCUUUUAGUAUGUUUGUAAUUCUUCCCAAUGAAAUCAAUGGUCUUGCUGUUUUAGAGAAGGAGAUUAAUGCUCAAUUUCUCAAAAAAAUUGUUAACAGAAAAGGAUUUAAAAUGAGGUAUCUAGAAUUAAAUAUGCCAAAAUUUCGUUUAGAAAGUAGUUUUCAGCUGGGUGAUGUUUUGAAAAAGCUUGGACUCUUUGAUAUUUUUGAUCCUCAAAAAGCUGAUUUAUCUGGAAUGACUCGUCAUAAUAACAAUAUCUUUGCCAAUGAAAUGUUUCAUAAAGCAUUUGUUGAUGUUAAUGAAAAAGGGACAGAAGCUGCAGCUGCAUUUGGAGUGAUGGUGACGGAUGGCAUAAUAGAAAUUGAUAUGCAAUUUGAUGUAAAUCACCCAUUCAUAUUUUUAAUUGUUGACAACCAAGCUAAAAUGAUUCAUUUCAUUGGUAAAGUAACAAACCCUACAAUAUAAGAUGAUAUUGCCCUGUCAAAGAUUUUCCUCCUUGCAUUAUGUAGAUAAUGUAAGUGAGCAAAUUUAUUUAGAAUAUUUUUUAGUAGGUUAACUUAAGUCAUUAUAGUUGUAAUUGUGCAGGAUUAUGAUCAUAUCUACCCAAUGAAAGAUUAUAAAACUGCAUUAAUCUAAAUCAAUAUUAUCAACUUGUAUUUGUCAUACAUUUACAAAAAAAUAUUACACUCUUUGAAAUAUCUUUUCUUAGCAAAUUUAUUUUAAUAAUAUAUAUAUUGUUGCUUGUAAACAUUUACUGGUUAAAUAAAGUGAAAUCAAUGCUUGCUUGUAUGCUUCAUUUCAGUUUAUAUUAAUAAAGUA